Molecule: messenger RNA, 1552 nt
Organism: Zea mays
Lineage: Eukaryota; Viridiplantae; Streptophyta; Magnoliopsida; Poales; Poaceae
Product: CHY1
Biological process (GO): L-valine catabolic process
Molecular function (GO): 3-hydroxyisobutyryl-CoA hydrolase activity
Source: RefSeq, marked provisional
AUUCCUACUCCCAGUCGCCGCCUGCAUUUGUCUCUCGGUCAGGAACAUGGAGGGGAGACGGCUUUCACGGCGGCAGUUACGCUCGCUACCGGACGCCGCGUCCUUCUCGCCGGAAGUCGCGGCCAGCCCGGGGCUCGUCGGCUCCGGCCAGUUGGGUCUCGGUCUCUCGGCGGCGUUCGAGACUCUGCCGCCGAUUUUGGUAGAAGUGAAUGGCUUUACAAGGACACUGAUUUUGAAUAGGCCAAAGCAGUUAAAUGCACUCUCCUCGACCAUGAUUAUGGGACUCUUGAGGUGUUUCACUGCUUAUGAGAAAGACGAUGGAGUUAAAUUGUUGAUUAUGAAGGGUAAAGGAAGAGCAUUUUGUGCUGGAGGUGAUGUUGCUGCAGUUGUUCGAUCUAUACAUAAAGACAGCUGGAAAUAUGGUGCUGAUUUCUUCCGAAAUGAAUUUUUGUUGAAUUACAUAAUUGCAACUUAUACCAAACCUCAGGUUUCUCUUCUUAGUGGAAUCGUCAUGGGUGGAGGUGCUGGCGUUUCUUUACAUGGAAGGUUUAGAGUUGCCACUGAUAACACGGUUUUUGCAAUGCCAGAAACAGCUCUGGGUCUCUUUCCAGAUAUAGGGGCCUCAUAUUUUCUGUCUCGGCUUCCUGGAUUCUAUGGAGAGUAUGUUGGUCUUGCUGGUGCCAGAUUGGAUGGUGGGGAAAUGCUUGCAUGUGGUCUGGCAACUCAUUUUGUCCAGUCAAAUAGUCUGCUAUCGCUGGAAGAAUCACUUAAAAAGGUGGAUACUUCCAAUGCUUUUGCAGUGUGUGGUAUCAUCGAUCAAUUUGCUCAACAACCAUCACUGAAAGAAAGCAGCUCUUUGAAUAGGUUGGAAAUCAUCAACAAAUGCUUUUCCAAAAGGACAGUCGAAGAAAUUAUAUCCGCUCUUGAAGUAGAGGCCUCAAAUUCGGCAGAUGAAUGGGUUGCUACAACAAUCCAGUCCUUGAAGAAGGCUUCUCCUACCAGUCUGAAAAUCUCUCUGAGAUCGAUAAGAGAAGGGAGGACACAAACUGUUGGGGAGUGCUUGCAGCGGGAAUAUAGAAUGGUCUGCCAUGUCAUGCGUGGUGACUUCAGCAGAGACUUCUUUGAGGGAUGCAGGGCUAUAUUGCUGGAUAAAGACCGAAACCCAAAGUGGAUGCCUCCAAGGUUGGAACAAGUGCAUGACGAGGCUGUUGAACAGUAUUUCUCCAGAAUUGAUGAUCCACAGUGGGAAGACUUGAACCUACCUGCUAGACGCUCCCACGGAAGAAAUAUCGAGUCCAAGCUUUGAUCGAAGGUCAUGGGAGAAAGGUGGAACUCUGGAACGGAGCCUUGGUAGUGGUCAGAAUAACACAUUAUUGCACAUCAUCUCAAGUUUGAAGAGUCUGCAGACUAUUGAUAAAAUAAACAUGAAUGUGCCAUAUAGGUCAACUUAUAUCACAGAAAGAAACUCUUUGCUGUUUAUACGUGGAGACUGGAGUCAUAUGCAUUUUUAAAUAAUUAUAAGUAAUAAAAUCGAAAAAGAAAUCGUUGGAAA